This is a messenger RNA of Paramormyrops kingsleyae, 2345 nucleotides long. RefSeq names its product dynein light chain Tctex-type 3 (gene dynlt3). Gene Ontology annotation, cellular component: cytoplasmic dynein complex; cytoplasm. NCBI's taxonomy places the organism in Eukaryota, Metazoa, Chordata, Actinopteri, Osteoglossiformes, Mormyridae. The record is from RefSeq and is a predicted model, not a curated record. Gene Ontology annotation, biological process: microtubule-based movement. Gene Ontology annotation, molecular function: dynein intermediate chain binding.
CGUCUGUGGUGCUCUUUGGUCUCCGGAGCGAACAGGAACCGCGGCGCUGUCAGUGUCUCUGCAAGCGGACCCCAAACGCCCAUUUAUUGUUAUUUUUUCCCCUCCGUCAGUGUGUGUUUGCGCGUGGAGAGAAAUGGAGGAAUAUCAUUCUGGCGACGAGGUAACCUUCAAUUCUGAUGAAGCAAGUAACAACGUUAAAGAGUGCAUCGAGGGGAUCAUCGGUGGGAUGGACUAUAACCAAAACAAAGUGAACCAGUGGACCGCCAGCAUUGUGGAGCACUCUCUGACAACGCUAGUCAAGCAGGGGAAGCAUUUCAAGUAUAUCGUGAAUUGUGCGAUCAUGCAGAAGAGUGGCGCUGGUCUGCACACUGCCAGCUCCUGCUACUGGGACAUCACCACCGACGGCAGCUGCACGGUGCGAUGGGAGAACCGCACCAUGUACUGCGUGGUCAGCGUCUUCGCCGUGGCCGUGUCCCUCUAGCUCCAAAGGUCCUGGUGGACGUCAGGCGAAGGGGGGGGUGAACAUAGGGUCUACGACACGCACCCAGCCGGGUGGAAGCUUUGAAGAUCAAAAGCUAAAAGACGUGUUCUAGGAAAGCACGCCGGGGACCGACAGAUGCCUGGAAUAUCGUCCACGUUGGAGGACUUUCUGCUGUCAGUUGUCACUGCACCUGCUCGCCAGUCUCCCUACGCCUCCAUAUUUAGUGUCCGUCGUUGUCCUUAUAUCUGUAUGGCACACAAAUCCUUCGCUUUUAUUAGAGCAUGACUGAGUGUAGAUUGUUUCUAAAUAACACAUUAAACAUAUUGGUAGGAGUGUAGAUAAUCAUACCAGACCCAUUAACCCAUUGCUUCAUGGCUAUACAGUGCUCUGUCUCUUUUCAUGGCAUGUUUUGGCUUAAAGUGGGAUCUUAAUUUUUUAAAAUCUUUUUUGGGGAAAGUGUUUCAGUUUAUCCUGACGGGGGUUGAAGCCCCAGAGUCAGGCCAAGGCAGCGUAGGUCACCAGGAUUGAGAACACCCUGGAUGUACAAUUCUGCAUGCAGAUGCAUCUUGGGGCGGAAGUUGCCAGUUAGCCAGACCACGUGACUUUGGGCUGCAAGAGAGAACCCAUUCGAAAUUGGGAGAAAAAUGAAAUCAACACAGAGCGUAUGUGGGAUUUGAGCCCACAAUCACAGGGAAAUGACAGCAGUGUGCCUCGCUGAGCCACUUCGCUUAUUCGGGGGGUGUUUAGCUAAUUUGAUGCAGCGUUUAGAGGUAGACGAUCACAGGUAAUAUCAAGAGAAACACAUUUCUGUGAGUCAGGCCAGUGUUGCCCCAUUAGACAUCUUAGUGAGUUUUCUAACUCCUAGCAGGAUGAAAAACAGUGGCAUCUUGUUUUUAGAAUACCUUUUGCGAGUAUUUUAAUAGCAAUCUACACCGUCAUUUCAGUUUUUUUUUUUUCCCUCUCGUUCGUGGUGAUCCUGGGGGCUGAACACCACGUGAUCGUGCUCGCAGCAGAAUGUCAUACUUGCGCAUCCCCCCGGCCGACAGUAGGUGUCACUGUAAAGCAGUGAGGUGAGAAAUCAAGUCACUGACACACCCAAUGGAAACCGGCCAGUUGUGUGAUUUCCUAGUGUCACAACUGCAGGAUUUUAACGUUGUAGCGAUUAAUGUAUUUUCUCGAAACGUUAAAUUUCAUUUGGCUUCAUAAUUAAUUGCCUCAAUUGUUUCCUUUAAAGGUCCCCACAGCACUCGUUCUGCUUGCUAUCACGGUCAGCAGCAUUCUUUACUGGAUUUUGGGAGAAACCAGGGAUAAAUCUUACAAUUUAUAUUAAAUGAUAUUUUGUGUUUGAUUUUAUGGUGCAAUUUUAACUGUAAUAAGCAACUUUUAAGCAUGCAUUGAAUACUGAUAAUCAUUUGAUAAUAUAUGUUAUUACUUUGUUAUGGUUUUAAUGAUAAUUAUACAGGAAGGAGAGUUUUUGUCCUGGUAAAACUAAAACAGUAGCACCGUUUUACCAGUCGAUAUUUUUAAAAAUUAAUUUUGGCCAUGUGCAAGAGGUGUUCAUCCUUCCCGUAACCCAAGAUUUGGUUUAAAUUUUUUUUUUUUUAUUGUAAUAGCCACCCAGAAGGAAUGACCACAGCUGCGGCUUACGGAUGAAUGUUUAAAUCGUUACUUCCUUCCUGUAUUGGCAUCAGAAUUACUUUUAUCAGAUAAUGUAAGUUACCUGAGGUGGGACCGUCAGGCAAGUGGGUUAAUGCUGAUUUUGGGUCAAAUGAAUUGUGCCGUUUUCCAGUCCAGUUAUAGUUAAGUGCAUGAUUUAACCAAAUCUACUAAGAUGUAAAUAAACCCAAUUAAUCCCUUGCAUUUA